Messenger RNA from Sorex araneus (European shrew), 3848 nucleotides. It is a transcript of the gene PXN, whose product is annotated as paxillin. NCBI's taxonomy places the organism in Eukaryota, Metazoa, Chordata, Mammalia, Eulipotyphla, Soricidae. Gene Ontology annotation, biological process: substrate adhesion-dependent cell spreading; transforming growth factor beta receptor signaling pathway; endothelial cell migration. The transcript is spliced from 14 exons. Bases 150 to 3044 code for a protein of 964 amino acids. The record is from RefSeq and is a predicted model, not a curated record.
GCGGGGCGGGCGCGGGCGCGCGCGGCGGCGGCAGUGGCGGCGGCGGUGGCACGUUCCGUUCCGGGCCGAGGCUCGCGGCGGAAAAGUUGCUGGGCGGAGAGGAGCGGCCCCGGGACGGGCAGCCAGCGCGACGCCGAGCCGGCCCCGCCAUGGACGACCUCGACGCCCUGCUGGCGGACUUGGAGUCCACCACCUCCCACAUCUCCAAGCGGCCUGUGUUCCUGUCGGAGGAGACCCCCUACUCCUACCCCACGGGGAACCACACGUACCAGGAGGUGGCCGUGCCCCCGCCCGUGCCCCCGCCCCCCUCCAGCGAGGCCCUCAAUGGCACUGCCCUGGAGCCCCUAGACCAGUGGCAGCCCGGCGCCCCCCGCAUCACUCACCAGCAGCCUCAGCCCCCCUCCCCCGUCUACGGUUCCACUGCCAAAACCUUCGCUGCCUCCCUCCCCCAGGACGCCGGGGGCUCCCCGUGUUCCCGAGCCGGCGAGGAGGAGCACGUGUACAGCUUCCCCAACAAGCAGAAGUCGGCGGAGCCGUCCCCCACCGUCAUGAGUGCGUCCCUGGGCAGCAACCUGUCCGAGCUCGACCGGCUGCUCCUGGAGCUCAACGCCGUGCAGCACAGCCCCCCAGAUGAGGCCAACGCCAGCCCCCCGCUGCCCGGGGCCCUGAGCCCCCACUACGGCAUCCUGGAGAACAGCGGCGCCCUGGCGCCCAAGGCGGGGCCCCUGCCCAAGGAGAAGCCCAAGCGCAACGGCGGCCGCGGGCUGGAGGCCGUGCGGCCCAGCGUGGAGAGGCUCCUGGACGAGCUGGAGAGCUCCGUGCCCAGCCCCGUCCCCGCCGUCACCGUGAACCAGGGCAGCCCGCAGCGAGCCGCCUCCAGCCAGCAGCAGACCCGCAUCUCGGCCUCCUCCGCCACCAGGGAGCUGGACGAGCUCAUGGCCUCCCUGUCGGACUUCAAGACCUGCUCCUCGGUGGUGGCCUUGAGUGUCCCGGGCCUGCCGCCCAGCUCAGCGCCAGGCGCUGCCCACGUCCUCUCUUCUCCCCCCGGGCCCUCUGUGUCCUCGCCGCCCGCUGUCCCCCUCUCCCCGCCAGGCCCCGCGCACACCCCGGAGGGCCUCCGUGUGGAGGAGGCCCAGGCGCAGGGCUGCCUCCCUCCCGAGGCCCUCCGCUGGCUUGAUAUGCCCGACCUCGGGGCGACCCCAGACACUCCCCGCUCGGGGUCUCCGUGUGCCCAGCUGCACAGCCAGGCGUGGGGUGGCCUCGCCAGCGCUGCCCCUGGCCACGCUGUCCCCCGGGCUGGAGGAGCAGGGCCCCCCGCCCGCCCAGUGUGCAUUGGGGAGGACGAGGCCGUGGUCUCCCCCAGGGGUGGGCCCGAGACCCCCCCCAGAGCCGGGGCCGGCCUUCAGGAGGUGACUGAGCCGUGUGUGGUGGCCGUGGACCGGCAGGCCGUCUGCCCCGACACCUGGAGUCUCACGAAGGAGCGAGGCCAGAGCCAGGACAGGGCAGGGCCGACCGGCCGCUGGCCUGCUGGUGGAGCGGGCAGGCCCACCGCGAGUGCCGAGACCCCCCGGAGGCCCGAGGGCCACGCUGCAACCGCCACGGAGGCCGAGAGGGACAGGCCCGAGUUUCCACUCGCCACAGCCCUGGACACAGCCGCCGCCACGGAGAGGAUUUCCACCUCCGGCCAGGUGGUCUUCCCGCCCGGCUCCCCCGUCCCCCUGAGGAGAGCCUCUGUCGCACCUUCUCCUCCUGCCCCUUCUUUGCUCCAGCUCUGCACAGACACCUCCGCCUCCGGCUCUUCUCCCCUGUCCAGCUCUCCUGUCCCCGCUGCCCCGGGGUCCUCGGCUCCCCCCCAGGGCUCCCCCGGGGCCCAGAGUGCUGGGGCCGGGUCCCGGGGUGAGACCCCGCAGGACGCUUCCCCCUCUCCUGCGCCCCAACCCGUGAGGUCCGUGGGCUGUCAGACGGAGGAGGACCCGCUCUUCCCCCCGAUGCAGAUCCAGGGCCUGGAGCCGGGAGCGAAUGGAUCGCCGUGCUGGGCGGGUGGCUGGCCUCUGAGCGGGCAGGACGAGGGCGGGGUCAGUGCUGGGCCGAGGGUCCUGCUGGACACUGACCGCUGGCCGCCCUCUGACCCCCGAGACCAGCCAGCCCAUCCCCUCCGCUCUGCGCGAGCCUCUGCCCACCUGCCCCCAGCGGGCUUGCAGUUCAUGUCCCAGGGGAAGACGGGGAGCAGCUCUCCCCCCGGGGAGCCCCCGAAGCCCGGGAGCCAGCUGGACAGCAUGCUGGGGAGUCUGCAGUCCGACCUGAACAAGCUGGGGGUGGCCACCGUGGCCAAAGGCGUCUGCGGGGCCUGCAAGAAGCCCAUCGCCGGGCAGGUGGUGACCGCCAUGGGGAAGACGUGGCACCCGGAGCACUUCGUCUGCACCCACUGCCAGGAGGAGAUCGGGUCGCGGAACUUCUUUGAGCGGGACGGGCAGCCAUACUGUGAAAAGGACUAUCACAACCUCUUCUCCCCGCGCUGCUACUACUGCAACGGCCCCAUCCUGGACAAAGUGGUGACCGCCUUGGACCGCACGUGGCACCCUGAGCACUUCUUCUGUGCCCAGUGUGGGGCCUUCUUCGGCCCGGAAGGCUUCCACGAGAAGGACGGCAAGGCCUACUGCCGCAAGGACUACUUCGACAUGUUUGCCCCCAAGUGUGGCGGCUGCGCGCGGGCCAUCCUGGAGAACUACAUCUCGGCCCUCAACACGCUUUGGCACCCCGAGUGCUUCGUGUGCCGGGAGUGCUUCACGCCGUUCAUCAACGGCAGCUUCUUCGAGCACGACGGGCAGCCCUACUGCGAGGUGCACUACCACGAGCGGCGCGGCUCGCUGUGCUCGGGCUGCCAGAAGCCCAUCACGGGCCGCUGCAUCACCGCCAUGGCCAAGAAGUUCCACCCCGAGCACUUCGUCUGCGCCUUCUGCCUCAAGCAGCUGAACAAGGGCACCUUCAAGGAGCAGAACGACAAGCCCUACUGUCAGAACUGCUUCGUCAAGCUCUUCUGCUAGGCGCCCGCCCGCCCCCCGCCGCCGCGGCCACUCGGACCCAGAGGCCCCCCCUCCAUCGGCGGGAGGGGCCGCCCCACUCAAACUGGAACCCACGUUCUUGGCUGGUGCAGGGUGGCGGCGGGGGGGUGUGAGGGGGUCCCCCCUGCUUUGCUUCGCCCCCGGGCCAUCUUCCUCCUACGGCCCCCCCAGGCUGCCAGCUCUCGGACCCCCCCCCCUCAGAGGCCGUCCCACAUGUGUGUGCCCCCCCCGCGCCCCCCUGGACCUGCCUGGCCAAGACCAGCACCCACACUGGAGCCAUCUCUCACCCGUGUUGGCAGCAGGGGAGGGGGCAGGCGGGGGUCUCCUCACUCUCUCCCCCGCCCCCAGCUCACCGCCCUUGUUUCUGAGAGUGUUGGGGGACAGUGGGCCCCCUUGUCAAUGCCAGCAUCCAUCCACUCCCCCGCCAGAGCCCAGGGUCCCACAGAAGGCGCCCCGUUUUCCUCCGGUCCUUUGGCCGCCCCCGGCCCCGGUGUCUGGCCCACCUGGCCACGGCCCCCCCAACCCCCUCCCGCCAAUCACUCCUCUGGUUCUACUGAGACAAACCUCUCGAGCAAUAAUGUUUUCUAGUCAACGUCCAUCUCCCGGGGGCCCCCCCCCCGAGCCGGGUCACUGUGCCAACUUUGAUAGAUUUCUACACUGAGCUUUGAAUUCAGACCGGCCGAGAGGCCCUUCACUUCUCUACGCGACGCUGCGGAAGAGAUUUUAAACAUGGUCCCCUUUUGUAUUCUCCUCCUCUCUGACCAGGGACCGAGGGCUGGGGGCGGG